AUGCGCCCAUUUCUCCUACUCCUCUAUUCCACCCUCACCGUAGGCCAACUCAUCGGCCCUGUAGGCCCAACCACGCCUCUCUCCGAAAAGACCACCGAAUGCAACAUUCUAUCCUACGGCGCAGUCGCCGAUAACAGCACAGACAUCUCCACGGCUCUCGAAACAACCUUCAACGACUGCGUCCGCCCCAACCCAGGAAGUCGACUCGUGGUCCCAGAAGGCCAGUACCUGCUCAACCGGGGCGUGGUGCUCAGCAAUGCCACAAACUGGGCCUUCCAGCUGGACGGAUUGAUCACGGCCGCGUACGGCGGGAACUGGGAAAUUGAGCGUUCGUUAAUCCUCCAGGGCUUUGCUGGUGUUGACUUGCUCAAUGCGACUAUCAAUGGAGAGGGUGACCAUAAGUUUUUGUUAGAUGUUUUGGUGAUUGUUAAUGCCGUUGAUUUCGAGUUUUAUUCUUCCAAUGGAUUGGGCGCAUUUCAGGGACAGGGGUAUUUGUAUCGGAAUUUGAAUAACACAGAUCGACCCCGUCUCGUCCGCUUGAUCUCUCCGACAAACGCCUCUGUCCAUGACCUGAUCCUGGUCGACAGUCCCAAGUUCCAUAUUAUUUUAGACUUCGCCGUGAACGUCGAAGCGUACCAUCUCACGAUCCGAGGAGCCAACCUGGGCAGCUACGACGGUAUCGACGCAAUCGGGACGAACUACUACAUCCAUGACAACGAAGUAACAAACCGCGACGAAUGCGUCUCUGUCAAAAGCCCCUCCCACCACGCCCUGAUCGAAAACCUAGUCUGCAACCAAGCAGGCUCCGGACUCUCCAUCGGCAGUCUCAACGUCUCCGCCGAGAUCUCCAACAUCGUCGCCAGAAACAUAAGCAUCCUGCAAGGCAACAACAUAGCCUUCAUCAAAACCUACCCCGGCGGCUCAGGCUACGUGACCAACAUCACGUUCGAAAACUUCCGAUCAAAGGCCAGUCUCUACGGCCUCAACAUCAACCAAUACUGGCAGAACACCUUCACCCCCGACACCGGCGCCGUCACACUCAGCAAUAUCGUCUUCCGGAACGUGACCGGCUCUGUCGCCGACGGCGCGAAGCGGCCCCCGCUGUACCUGAUUGCGAAUGAUCUGACCUUUGCGACGAAUGUGACGGUGGAGGAUGUUUCAGUGUGGACUGAGUCGGGGGAUGCGGUGGUCAACAAGAUCAGUAAUGUUUUUGGGACCGGGGGUGACACUUACGGGGUUAAUGAUGGGAUUGAGCCGCUGGGUGACGUGCCUACGGCUUAUACGAGGACUGUUACAGUGACCGAGACGCCGACGGGGUGGGUGAAGCCUGGGUUGCCAGCUUGGGCGGCCCCGAGUACCGGGUUUGGGACGGCUUCGCCCAUCCCAGUUUAUACGCCUUCGCCUUUGUGGAGGCCUGGUGGGGUGGACUAUGAUUUGCAUUAUUGGGGGAGCUUUUGA
This is a messenger RNA of Aspergillus nomiae NRRL 13137, 1458 nucleotides long. RefSeq names its product putative rhamnogalacturonase. Gene Ontology annotation, molecular function: polygalacturonase activity. The record is from RefSeq and is a predicted model, not a curated record. Gene Ontology annotation, biological process: carbohydrate metabolic process. Lineage: Eukaryota; Fungi; Ascomycota; Eurotiomycetes; Eurotiales; Aspergillaceae. The transcript has 6 exons. The coding region runs from base 1 to 1458 and encodes 485 amino acids.